Molecule: messenger RNA, 1452 nt
Organism: Aspergillus tanneri
Lineage: Eukaryota; Fungi; Ascomycota; Eurotiomycetes; Eurotiales; Aspergillaceae
Product: xenobiotic compound monooxygenase, DszA family
Exons: 4
Coding region: 1-1452 (483 amino acids)
Molecular function (GO): monooxygenase activity; oxidoreductase activity, acting on paired donors, with incorporation or reduction of molecular oxygen
Source: RefSeq, a predicted model, not a curated record
AUGGGUGAUAGUAUACCCGCCCAGGAUGGCCUCCAAAAACAGAUCCUUCUGAAUGCGUUCGACAUGUCUACCGUGGGACACUUGUCUCCUGGACAAUGGAAGAACCCCUCGGACAAAUCGGCCUCGAAACGGAAAUUGGAAUAUUGGAUCGAAUUGGCCAAGCUGCUCGAACGCGGCGGGAUCAAUGCCUUAUUCCUGGCCGAUACCUACGGCGGGUAUGAUACAUAUGAGGGGAAGUUGGACGAGUGCAUUCGACGGGCUGCGCAAUGGCCAGUCACGGAUCCCACUAUUCCCAUCUCUGCCAUGGCCGCAGUGACUAAGAAUCUGGCGUUUGGAAUCACGGCAUCGACAUCCUUCGAGCCACCGUUCCUGCUGGCGAAACGCUUUUCCACGCUGGAUCACCUGACGGACGGGCGCAUCGGGUGGAAUAUCGUCACGUCGUGGAAGAAAGCGGCAUUCAAGGCUAUUGGUUUGGAUACGCCAAUCGAGCACGACGAGCGAUAUCGCCAGGCGGACGAGUAUCUGCGCGUGCUGUACAAGCUCUGGGAAGGUUCCUGGGCGCCUGAUGCCGUCGCCCCAAACCCGCAGACCGACACCUACAUCGACCCCGACAAGGUGCGUCAGAUCAACCACAAGGGGAAAUACUUCUCCCUGAACACCCGACACAUUGCCGACCCGUCACCGCAACGGACGCCGUUCCUGUUCCAGGCGGGGACGUCCGCGGCAGGAUCAACCUUCGCAGCCAACCAUGCCGAAGCGAUCUUUGUCUCGAGCCAUUCCCCGGCCGUGCUCCGGCCCAAAAUCGACAAUAUCCGGAAACUCGCUGCGGAGCAGGGACGGGAUCCGCGCUCGAUCAAGUUCUUUGCAACUUUCACGCCCAUCAUCGGUCGCACGGACGAAGAAGCGCAGGACAAGUACGAGGAGCUGAAGAAGUACGCGUCCGUCGUUGGGGGUUUAGUCCUGUUUAGCGGGUGGACGGGGAUCGAUAUCUCGCGGAUUCCAAUUGAUCAGGACAUCACCGCGGCGGACUCGCUGGAGGCGCACAAGGUGACCAGUUUGCUGGACUCGUUCACGACCACGAGCGAGAAUAUCCCGAGAUGGACGCCGAGGGUCGUGGCCGAGAAGGCGGCCAUCGGCGGACUCGGCCCAGUCAGCAUUGGGAGCGCGGCGCGAGUCGCGGACGAGAUGGAGCGGUGGAUCCGCGAAGCGGACGUGGACGGGUUCAAUAUUGGGUAUGUCACGACGCCGGGGACGUUCGAGGAGGUGGUGGACCUGUUGAUUCCCGAACUGCGGCGUCGUGGAGUGUAUCCGGGGACGACGGAGGAGGGACUGACGGCACGCGAGAAAGUGUACGGGAAGGGACAGAAGGAGCUGCGAGCGGACCACCCAGGCAGCCGCUAUAAGUACGCCGUGUAUGAAGAAGAGGCAGCGUAUGGGGGAGAUGGUAUCUAG